AUGGGGGUUGCUGGAGAAGACUACACACCCGAUAGCCCUACCACGACACAGGCAGGCCACAGCCCGAUCAUGGAAAAAGAGUUCGAUUGUGAAAAGCCUGCAAGAAUUGGAAUGCUCGACACAAAUGGAAGCCAGACGGGGGUCGCAAGCCUGGAGCAAGACGAUACUGGAUCAGACAGCCCGGCGACUCCAAGAACAGGGGGAAAUGAUAUAACGACAGCUGUGGCAGAUGAUCGUCCGGCGCAAAGUGAGAAAAUGACAAAGAAGCAGAUAGCUGUGGUCAUGUUUGCACUUUGUUCAAUUAUCGCCACGGCUCUGCCUACAAUUGCUCGCCAGUUCAACACAUCCGAAAGCGGCUAUUCAUGGAUGGCUUCAUCAUACCUCCUCGGCAAUGCUUCAGUCAUUCCCCUUUGGGGAAAACUGAGUGAUAUCUGGGGCCGCAAGCCCAUCAUUGUCGUUGCAAACGUCUUGUUUUUACUUUCGAGUCUGAUGUGUGCUCUGGCGCCAAAUACAGCAAUCCUGAUUGCUGGAAGAGCCAUUCAAGGAGUCGGUGGCGGCGGCCUGGUUUUGCUUGGACAGAUUUGUGUGGGUGAUUUGUUCAGCCAAAGAGAGCGUCCAGUAUAUUAUGCAAUGUUCGGAAUGACGUGGGCUAUCGCAGGCUCUCUUGGCCCCGUCGUGGGAGGCCUGUUUACCGAGAAGGUGACAUGGAGAUGGUGUUUCUAUAUCAACCUCCCAUUUGGCGGCCUCGCCCUCGUAACGCUUCUCAUAUGGCUCAAAAUCGACACCCCCAAAACCUCACUGAUCGCCGGCCUGAGUACAAUUGACUGGCUGGGCACCAUACUCAUCAUUGGUGGGACACUCAUGUUCCUUUUCGGCCUCGAAUUCGGCGGCAUAACUCUGCCCUGGAAUUCCCCAACAGUGAUUUGCCUCCUGAUUUUUGGCGCCAUCACUCUGGGACUCUUCGUCAUAAUCGAACGUAAAGUGGCCAAGUAUCCCAUCCUGCCAAUGGCCCUGUUCGCAGACCGGAGUAACGUCUUCACCCUGUUAUUGAACUGGUCGCACGCGUCCAACUUCAUCGCCGGCGCAUUUUUCCUCCCUCUCUACUUCCAAACGGUCCUCGGCACGUCCCCCAUCAUGAGUGGCGUCUAUAUUCUACCCCAAGUAGUCUCUCUAUCCGUCGUUUCCUUCAUCGUCGGCUUUGCCAUCCGCAAGACGGGCACAUACGUCGAAUUUAUCCGAUUGGGCAUGUUUGUCAUGACGCUGGGUACUGGCUUGUACAUCGAUUUCAAACCAUACACAUCCUGGCCAAGGCUGAUUAUAUACCAAGCGAUUGCUGGUAGUGGGACCGGCCCGAAUUUCCAGGCCCCCCUCCUGGCUCUUCAGUCACGAGUUCCCCAGUCGGAAGUAUCAACGGCCACCUCAACGCAUUCGUUUGUCAGACAGCUCUCGACCGCCACGUCUGUUGUGCUGGGCGGGGUGGUCUAUCAAAAUGUCCUCAAACAAUCCGCGCCAAGGAUAUUGGCUGCACUCGGACCAGAACUCGCUAAGCAGUUCGUUGGAAAUUUUGCCGGGGUGCGAGGGGAAAGCUUAGCCGCCAUAACGCAGGCACAGCGAGAUGUGCUGUUGGAUGUAUACAACGUCGCCUUUAGCCGCGUAUGGAUCUUUUACGCUGCCAUUGGUGCCUUAGGUUGUGUAUUCAGCCUUUUCAUUAAGAAGAAGGAACUUAGUCGGGACCACGAAGUUACAAAAACUGGGCUGGAAGCGCAGGAGCACGCCAGACAGGCCCGGAUCAUGGCGAAGCGUGAGAGAAAGGAGAAGAAGCUGCAAGAGAAGGCAGAGAAUGAGAAUAUGAAUGGGAACGGGGUAAUGAAGGAGACUGUUUAG
Histoplasma capsulatum G186AR is the source of this 1884-nucleotide messenger RNA. RefSeq names its product vacuolar basic amino acid transporter 2. The transcript has 4 exons. Gene Ontology annotation, biological process: transmembrane transport. Lineage: Eukaryota; Fungi; Ascomycota; Eurotiomycetes; Onygenales; Ajellomycetaceae. The coding region runs from base 1 to 1884 and encodes 627 amino acids. Gene Ontology annotation, molecular function: transmembrane transporter activity. The record is from RefSeq and is a predicted model, not a curated record.